UCUAGUUUCACUCACUGAGCGAUCACCGACUGUAUGAAUUAGCUCCAUGCGAUCCUGUGUACAAUGUACAUGUGCGUCAACGACAUAAUAUAAGUACUCAAUGUCGGUGGCUGUACAGUACAGCGUGACGGCCUACAAUUCUACAGAGAGGGCCGCGGGCAUACGGCACCAUGUGAUCCUGCUAUUGUGCACGGGUCGACAGGAACAUGCCAUUAGGUACUACACUUCAUGCAUGUACUAGUUGAGCACAUUGUCCCAGAGACACUACUAGUACUACCCAUGGACAUACAUGCGGCGUACCGACCUCACAGCCAGCAUUAAAAAGUGUGGCCAAUGGCUCUGCCCAAUGGGCAAAUACACGUACAUGUACAUGUAAUAGCGAUUUUUGGGUAUCGAUUUCACCUGCACCUGUUUCCUUGCUCAAUUUCCCUGUUUCAACGCACAAUCGACAACAUUCCCAGUUCCUGUGCGCCGAACAAGUGAUGGGUACUCAAGAUGGGUUUUUCCUAGGCAAAUCGCACCAGUGACAUGAUAUCUGGGUUUGCAUAGCCACCAUCUUGCCCCCUUGACUGGUACAGAUAGUGCAGGCUGAGAAAACUCCUCCUGUCAAGUUAGCUAGUUAUCCACAAUCUUCACGCAGGCCGUGUCUUACGUCUUGCUGUCAGUCCCACGGAGGAUUCACUGUACCUUGACAUGUCCCACAGAUAAAGGGGAAAUAAUAGAAGGAUCACUCCCUGUGGCCAUCAUAGUCACUACUUGAAACAAGGCAAACAGGAAGUGAACGGAACGGCCCUAGGGGCAUUUAUAUUGUAGUUAUGUAAAUUAAUUGCUCAAUCUGGGUAAUUAUACAGUGGGAAGCGGAGGUAUGACGAGUGAUUUUGCAGGACAAGGGUCCUAACGAAAACAAGUAAAAAACCAUGAAUGGUCAAUGACGAUGCGGCAUUUGGUGACGACGACGACGACGACAAAACAGAAAAAACUUUAUCGUGACAGCCAGGGGUCUCAGAGUUUGUUCGGCAAUCUAAGCACUCACCGGCUGGAAAGCACGUCACGUGUCAACCAUGUUCCUAGUAUGUGAGUGAAUGGCAAUAGUGCAGUGUGUAGAUGGGCUAGAUAAUUCUAUUAUCAGUAAGAUGUACAUGUACAUGUGGGACCACUAAAGGAUCGAUGUUUCUGCACGGCGACCCUCAGUCAAAGUCCUGAGGCACAAUUAUGAUGGCCACGCCUGGCAGAUGGCUAGAUACUCUGAAGACGUGCUGGCCUGAAACGUGUGCCUCCUAAUGGGCAGAGACGUAGUGUAUCUCAACUUCGCUCUGCGCUGGCAUAGAACAGAGAGGGCGAACAACGAGAAUACCUUUAACCGUACGUGUUCUUCAGCUCUAUCUAUAGUACAAUGUAUGUAGGACUUGUGAUGACAAAUCGGAAGUAGGGCUGUGCCUCCCAUCCCUCGUGGCUACAUGUUCGCACUAAAGCAAUCCCUCAUACACACACAUACAUACACACGGUGUCUUCUUGAAAGUCCACAGUGAAUUAAACAAGAGCAUUAGGUACACGUACAUCGCUGCUUGUAUGCUGUUAGCAUGGGCGUCAGUUAAAAGUAUGGAUCACAUUCGACGCCAGGCAUCGCACCUUUCACAAGCUAAAUGCCAAUACAACUAUGCGCCAUAUUACCCCUUACUGAGAAGGUAGUACACUGAUGAAGCUGCGGAUAUGAUUCAGUAUGUCUUAUGCAUACUGACUGACCUGCUACAUCAGAAUUGUACACAUAACAUCGUACGCGCCGGAUGUCCACACCUACACGAGCAGCCCCUUCCACGACCAUCCACUAUGACGAGACUCUAGCCUAAGCCACACAAAGCCAGACCCUACGACCAUGAUGACCGUGAGAUAUAAAACGAAUAGCGAUACGCACUACAACGAAUCUCGACAGUUGACAGCUUUCUAGCUGUGCUGACAGACUGCGUCUCCUAACCCUAUUGAAUUCUCUGUCAGCAAGAAGUGUCGGCUAACGGCGGGAAUUCUCGUGCUCCGGCCCGAUAACGUCUACGUCUUUCUCAGUCUUCUAGUCGACACCAGCGUCAUGUCCAUUAUCAUCAGGACCUGACUGUAUAUACAUAUAGCACUGUUUCAGUGCAUGGAGCACUAUUUGAACGUCAUUUGGCAUUCUGCUAUGUGUUCCCAGACACUCAUUGCUGCAGAAAGAAAGAGUAAAAGAGAUAUACUGGUCGAUGAAAGUUCUAGUGAAUUUGAUUGUAGCGUCUAGUGCAAGACAUAAGGAACGUGAUACCAGCUUGUUGCCGAUUUAUUGGGAAGGCAAAAUGUUAGAUGGUUUCCUCUACCAGUUUAUACCUCCUCUCUCUUGCUCUGAAUGGUGAAGCGAGGACAGUUGUCUGCCAGUCCACUAUCGAAUAGUCUCUCCGGCAUAUGGGCCUGUUGCCAGUGUUGCGUCCCUGCGUCAGCCUGGAGUGUGCGGAGGUCAGAAAGGACAUCGCCAUCAUACCUUCAACUCUCCACCACAAACAAGUGCAGGCGAGGAUGGAGGCGGACGACAGGCAGUCCUCCGCGAGCACAAGAAACAGUACCAGUGUGUCAGGUUCAAGGUGCGUAGAGGUCACGACCUGUUCCAGAUGCCAGCAGUGUCUAGCAUCCUCCAUUCGUGCAGAUAGCUUAGCGCUGCUCCGUUCAGCACAACGUGGAACUGAGGCGGCUGAGGCGGCACGGCCAGCUACAUCAGCAAGGCCAGAGCAUGGUCUCUGUCACAGAUCCGGACGACAAAAUGGCAGAAGAAUAUGGACGUUAUGGCCGAGCAUCUUCUCGGCCUCGCUAUUACUGCUACUGGCAAUUGGACUGUGUCAGGGCAGAGCAACGUUACCUGCGGAGAAUAGCAGCAGCAGUCUCGGACAACCCAUGUCUGAAACAGACUGGAGAAGACUCUACGAUGAACCGAUGGUAGAGGAAGACGAGAUAGCUGAGAUCCUGUCACGAGAGCCAGUACGUUCAGUUGGAGAUGUACUGGUAUCAGACAUCAGUAUAGCUGCCAAAGCCACAACAGCAAAACAAGAGAACGACAGCAGACAUGGCAGUGGUGAUAAGUACGCCGGUAAACCCAGGCCAGACAGCCGGAGAAGUGCUGGGAAAAGCAGAAAUCAGAGACGAGAGUAUGCGUCAAGCUUCGACUGGGAACCAAAGCAACAUCACCCGCGGAGACAUCGGGGCCAUAAACAACGCUGGAGGCGCAAUAUAGGCAGCUCAUCCGCUGUGGAGCUGUGGCCAAAUGGUACCAUUCCAUUUGCCUUCAGCAGCCGCCUGAAAAAUGCAAAUCGUAAUGGAACCAACACUGGAGAUUACGACCUGAUACGCAUGGCGAUUCGGAAAGCCAUGCGCAUUUGGGAGGACAACACGUGCAUUCGAUUCGUACCAUACACACAGAAGCUCUACCAGAAUUGGAUAGUUUUCAAGCCACCAGAACCAGGCAAUGAGAACAGGCGCUGCUCGUCCUACAUCGGUAUGAACUAUGGCAUACAGCCUAUCUAUCUGGGACGCGACUGUCAAUAUGAUCCGGGCGUUAUCAUGCACGAACUCGGACACGUCAUCGGCUUCCAUCAUGAGCAGAAGCGGCCAGACCGCGAGAAGUUUGUGCGCAUCUUCUGGAAGAACAUGGUGGCUGGUAACUCGACGCGCGAGCAGUUUGACAUCAACUGGCAGAUCAAGACGUACAACGAGUCCUAUGAUCUGGACAGCAUUAUGCAUUACGGCAACUACUACCUGAGUAAGCGGCCGGGCUUCUUGAAGACACUGGAGUCCAAGGAGAACCCAGACCGACGUCUUGGACAGCGCGAGCGCCUGACAUUGUCCGACAUUGCACGGACAAACAAGAUGUAUGGCUGCCCGUACCCGGAGCAGUGCAUCACAAGAAAACACCCGAUCAGAUCGGGUCGUCUAGUCUCACUCAUGGUCAAGCACGAGAUCAGCAAGAACCUUGAGCACACCACAAAAUGGCUGAGCUGUCGUCGUCAAGACGGCCGGUGUCGACGCAUGAACUGCGGUCAGCUGGCCGAGGGCGACUGCAACAGCUAUCCACGCCACUGCGGCAGCGAGCUGUUCAUCAUCGAGCGCGCGCCGGGCCGCCUAGCCAAUCACAAGGUGUACGGCACCGGGCCAGUCAUGCUGCGCGCUCACGUGCAGCCGCAUGUUCGUGGCGGACGACGGCGUCGCCGUAGCAACAGCACGCAGCACGGCUUCCUGACCUGCUACCAGAAGAACGGACGACGUCAGAAGGAGUGCCGCAUCGUGCCCUGUGAGAGCAACAACCCGUAUAAGGACUGCCCGCUGGCCAGGUUCUUCUUCCUGACGGCGCGACGGAACGCGACACGCAAUCUCAGCGGAAACAUACAGGCCAUGGACGCCACGGCUGCUGCUAUGGAGGAUGAGAUCCUAGAGAACACCAAGGUCGGCCUGUGUCAGGAGGAUGAUCACAAUCGUAUUCAGUGCGUGCACUGCCAGAGCAAGAACCUGUGCAUGCUGGAAGACUGUGGCACACGACAGCAACCCAGUGCUGUGUGCGAGGAGUUCUUCAUACAGCUACGCCAGUGGACUAUGGCUGUACAGAAUAGUAUAAAUACGACUUGAGCUAGAUAAACAUUUGUACUCUAUUGUCCCACUUCCUCCUCUAAUAAUCUAUUAUGACUAUCACUUUAUGAACUGAAACCUGAUCCUGUCGUUUGAGAAACAGGUGUUGAUACACGUGAACAAACACAACUUGACCGAGAAGUGACGAUGCGUAAUCACCGCAAACACGUCGACUGAUGAUGUUGAUAUUUACGUCCUAUACCGUAUACGACCAUGACUUGACUUUUCCUGAAGGCGUUCGUCUGUGCGCCAAGAUCUGCCGCUUCACUCCCGCUUCAGCUGGUAAAGAUCGGGAUCAGCGGGCACCAAGACAAUGACUCCGUGCAUCAUCCCGGGAUCCCGGGUCUCAGACCUUCCUGCGCAGAUUUACAUGCACUACACAUUACUACGGGCAAACACGGCAACAGAGCAUUUCUUCAAUUCUUGAUAAUAUUAUAAUUAUGGUAUCUCCCUCUCCCCCCUCCCCAACCCUUUCCCCCUCUGAUCCCAGCAAUACCAUUAUCGAAACACUCUGUAAGAAUGCUAGAUAGUAUUGCCAUAUUCACCAUCACCAUCAUUACUGCCUGGUCAAGCUACUUAUUGAUAUAUUAGUAUAUUGGUAACAAGCACCCGAUCCACCACCCAGCUAUAACACAAUAGACUCACUCAAUGAUAUGGAAUCCACCCGACUCUGAGA
This is a messenger RNA of Sycon ciliatum, 5305 nucleotides long. RefSeq lists its product as uncharacterized. Bases 2425 to 4629 code for a protein of 734 amino acids. The transcript is spliced from 5 exons. Gene Ontology annotation, molecular function: metalloendopeptidase activity; zinc ion binding. The record is from RefSeq and is a predicted model, not a curated record. Gene Ontology annotation, biological process: proteolysis. NCBI's taxonomy places the organism in Eukaryota, Metazoa, Porifera, Calcarea, Leucosolenida, Sycettidae.